This is a messenger RNA of Condylostylus longicornis, 564 nucleotides long. RefSeq lists its product as uncharacterized. The coding region runs from base 1 to 564 and encodes 187 amino acids. The transcript has a single exon. The record is from RefSeq and is a predicted model, not a curated record. NCBI's taxonomy places the organism in Eukaryota, Metazoa, Arthropoda, Insecta, Diptera, Dolichopodidae.
AUGAUCUUUGAAGCACAUCCCAUCGAGAACUUAGUAGUUAAUAAAUCGUCUUACAGGUUUAGCACGAAGGAAAUGGAUCUUCUCAACAAAGGACUAAAAUACGCAAUCUCACCCAAACGAACUGAUAAGGAAGAUAUCGUAGCAGAUGUUAAGACAGCCAUAAGAGGAACAGAUAAUGGAGUCAAGGAGAACAUUAGGAAAGAAGUAUACAAAAUGCUAAGAGAAAGCAAAAAUACCAACAGCAACGUAGAUAACGAAAUCAAAAGUGAACAUGCAACGGUGAAAAGUUUGAAUGAAAAGCCAGUGCAUUACAUAAAAGCAGACAAGGGAAACACUAUCGUUAUUAUGAACAAGGACGAUUACGAUGAAAAGAUCUUGGAUAGACUUAACAACGGAAAUUUUAAAAAAAUUAGAAGCAACCGUUUGAAGAAAUCAGCAAUGAAGGUUAAAAAAGCUUUAAAGGAAUGCAAGUUUCUGGACUUCAACAUCAAAAACUUGACUAUGUCGAAUCCAUCGGUUCCUACCAAAAAUUAUUUAAGGAAGGUGAGCAGUUCAGGAAGAUAA